Messenger RNA from Bursaphelenchus okinawaensis, 5729 nucleotides. NCBI's taxonomy places the organism in Eukaryota, Metazoa, Nematoda, Chromadorea, Rhabditida, Aphelenchoididae. The record is from the annotation of a GenBank genome assembly.
AUGAUAUUAAGAACCCUAACAACAUGUAUAUUGUUGUUGUCAGGAGCCUAUGGUGACCAUUUCUUGGGUGAUGAGCUUCAAUCAGAUGUUACAGUAAGCCGAGUGAAGAGGGAUUUGCCGGAAUGGCAAGUCAAAUUGAGAGAAAAAGCGGAAAGUUUUGGUCAAAGUGAUAAGCAACAGGAAACAGUACAGUACUACUUGGGCAAACUGAAUGAUAUUGCAGAGAGCCGGCAUCAGGAUAAGAGUGUGGUAAGAUUACUGUACAUUAAAAUUUUUUUUUAUUUUUUGUUUUUUUUUAAAUGGUAGCCCAGAGCCCUAGCUCUAGCUUUAACCCAGGGCCCUAGCCCAGAGCCCUAGUCCAGAGCCAUAACCCAGAGCCAUAACCCAGAGCCCUAGUCCAGAGCCCUAGCCCAGAGCCCUAGCCCAGAGCAUUCGCCCAGAGCCCUAGCCUGAUCGCUAGCAGUAGCCCUUGACUGAGCUUAAGCUUUAGCCUUACAAUUGUUAGCUCUAACAUAGUGUGUAGAAUAGCUUAAAUCUAGCCUCAACCUAGAUUUUUCUUUGAAUUUUUAGUCAUGCUACUGCCUUCUCUUAGCCCUACGUUACCCAACUCAUUACGCAAGCAAUUUUACAAAGGCUUUAACAGUAAAAAAUACCAAAUUUUAUGACGGCUUUAAUCUAAGCCUUCAACCUAUGUUUAAGCCUAAGCCUUACGAUAAACUUAAGCCUAAGCCCAAGCUUUAGCCUAAACAACUGAAAUUCAAACGAAUUACAAGGUUAAACCUUAGCCGUACCCGAAGCCUCAACCUUAACCUAAAUCAAAGUCAUAGUUUAAGCUUAAUCUUAAAACUAAGGUUUAUCCUAAGCCUUAAUUUAAGCCUAAGCCUACAUAACUGUAUAAAACUUAUUUUAGAAUGAAGUCCGUACCCAAUUGGACCUAUGGAACAACAGGCAACAUGAUGAUGUUGGCUCGAAAAAGUUGAAACCAGAGGAAAGUCGACAUCAUUUUCAAGGUAAUUUUGAUUUGAAUUUGUUUUUGUAAACAAAGUUUUUGCAUUUUUUUUUGUUUUUAAUCAGAAAACCCUUGCUUUCGUAUUUUACACAAUUUUUUUUAAUUUUGAAAUUCCAGGAGACAUUGUAUUGACGCCAGAUCAAGCCGAAGAGCUGUACGAAAGAGCAAAGGAGCAUGGAAACCGAAGGGUAAAACGGAAGUUUAUUGGGACAAAAGUGAGAAGGUGGGACCCAACCAAGCCUAUCGUCUACAGUUUUGAUGGAAGUCAUAGUAAGUUUAUGAUUCUACAGGGUAAAGUAGGGCAGGUUAUGGUAGGGCACGGUAGUGUAGGGUAGGGUAGGGUAGGGAAGGGAAGGGUAGGGUAGGGUAGGGUAGGGUAGGGUAGGGUAGGGUAGGGAAGGGAAGGGUAGGGUAGGGUAGGGUAGGGAAGGGAAGGGUAGGGUAGGGUAGGGUAGGGUAGGGUAGGGUAGGGUAGGGUAGGGUAGGGUAGGGUAGGGUAGGGUAGGGUAGGGUAGGGUAGGGUAGGGUAGGGUAGGGUAGGGUAGGGUAGGGUAGGGUAGGGUAGGGUAGGGUAGUAUAGGGUAGGGUAGGGUAGGCUAGGGUUGGGUAGGGUAUGUUAAGGUUGGGUAGGGUAGGGUAGGAUAGGGUUAGGUAAUGUAAGGUAGGGCAGGGUAAGGUAGGGCAGGGAAUGGUAAAGUAAGGUAGGGUAGGGUAAAGUAAGGUAAGGUAUGUUACGGUAGGGUAACAUAAGGUAAGGCAAUUUAAAAAAAUUGUUAGUCAGGGCAUGGUUGACCGGGGGGGGUGAGGUAAAAAAUUUUUUUUAUGUUUGCUUAAUUUUAGACUAUUGUUUACACAAAAAUAAAAAAUUAAAAAAUAUUUUAAAUUUUUUUUUGCUUUAGGCUUAUUUUAAAAUUUUUAGGCCUAAAAGCCUUUUUUUUACAAAAAUUUUGUAAUUUCAGCCAAAAAAGAGCAAAGAGUAAUAGAACUGGCUUUGGAACACUGGCAUAACAUCACUUGUUUAAACUUUGAACGACACGAAGGAGAGCCAAAAGGAAGUCAAUUGGUGUUCACUGACGUCGAUGGAUGUGCCUCUAAUGUUGGUCGACAUCCAUUAGGGGAACCACAGUUUGUGUCGUUGGGGCCUGAAUGUAUUCGGGUAAGUAUUUAUACCAUUUUUAAAUUUAAGAAUGAAGUUUAAAAAGAAAAUGGCUAGAACUUUCUUUGCAAAACCAAAAAUAGCAAGAACUUUCUUUACAAAAAAAAACGGCAAGAACUUUCUUUACAAAACUAAAAACGGCAAGAACUUUCUUUGCAAAACAAAAAAUGGCAAAAACUUUCUUUACAAACCAAAAAAUAACAAUAACUUUCUUUCCAGCUCGGAGUAAUAGCUCACGAAGUCGCUCAUGCCUUGGGCUUUUGGCACGAGCAAUCACGCCCAGACCGUGACUUCUUCGUUAACGUGCGAUGGGAGAACAUUGACAAAGACAGUAAAGGUCAAUUCCUGAAAGAACAACCGGUCGAUGUUGAUACGGGUGGAGUACCGUAUGAUUACGGUAGCAUUAUGCACUACCGUAGUAAGGCGUUCGCACGUUUUGAUGAUUUAUUCACGUUGAGCACGUUUGUGAGUGAUUAUCAACGUACGAUUGGGCAGAGAGAUCAAUUGUCAUUCAAUGACAUCAGGUUGAUGAACACGAUAUACUGUAAGAAUACGUGUAGUAAGAAGUUACCGUGUCAACGAGGUGGAUAUACUGAUCCUAGGCAUUGUGACAAGUGUAGAUGUCCGGAUGGAUUUACUGGAACGGUAAGUGUUUAAAGAAAAAACUGGGUUUGACAUGGGGUUUACGAUUAUGGUAAUACUACGGUAUAAGUGAGAAGGGUAAGUUGGGCAAGCGCGCGGGAUUAAGGUAGUGCUACAGUAAGUGUAGGAGGGGAAGGUAGGGCAAGGGUUUGGGAUUACGGUAACUGUUAGGGCAAAGUAGUGUAGGAUCUAUCAGGAAAAAGGUAGGGUAAAAUUACCGUAGGGCAUGGGGAAUUACAGUAAAAAAAUUAAGUUUACGGGAUAAGCCAAGCCGUAGGGUAGGGUAGGGUAGGGUAGGGUAGGGUAGGAUACGGUAGGCUAAGGUAGGGUAAGGUACGGUAGGAUACGGUAGGGUGCGGUAGGGUACGGUAGGCUGCGGUAGGGUGUGGUAGGGUAGGGAGUAGGGUAGGGUAGAGCUUUUUAAACCUUAAAAUUUUAGUUAUGUGAUGAAGUAAUGCCUGGUUACGGAGCUGAAUGUGGCGGUAACAUCAGGGUAAAAGAGAAUUGGCUACAGUUCAGUUCCCCAAGCUAUCCAGCAGAAUUCAAAGAAGGACAAGAGUGUUCAUGGAUGUUUACAGCACCUAAAGGACAACAUGUAUUGUUACAAUUUAAUGGAGAAUUCGAAAUGUACUGUAAGAUACGGCAUUCACUUUGUAUGGACUAUGUUGAAGUCAAAAAUACCACGGACUUUGCUAACACUGGCAUGAGGUAAGGUCCACCCUACCUUACUUUACCGUACUGUACCGUACCGUACCGUACAGUACCGUAUUGUAGCGUUCCGUAUCGUACCGUACUUUACCCUACCCUACCCUACCCUACCUUACUUUACCCUACCCUACCUUGCCUUACUUGUAAUUUUUCCUUAUUCUACAGUAAUAUUAUUCUAUCCUACUAUCAUAAAUGAAUUUUAGAUACUGUUGCAAUGGCACACCCAAGUCUCCAGUAGUAUCGGCGACCGAAGACUUGGUCGUGCUGUUCCGCUCCUUCUACCGUUCCGGCAAAGGCUUCCAAGCCCGCGUCAAAGCCGUCCCACACACGGGUUCGUGGAGCACCUGGUCGUCCUGGUCCGAAUGCACGGCGUCGUGUGGUGCAUGUGGUGCGCGUCGCCGCACCCGCGAAUGCACACCCGCCAACGCUUUUUGUUUGUCAGUGUUUUUAGUUUUUUGGGUUGUUGUAGAUUGGUGUUUGGGGGGGGGGAUUGGGUGGGAAAAGUGAAGAUGAUAGUAUGGGUAUAAGGGGUAAUUCGGUGUUGUGGGGCUAAAACAGAGACAAGGGCUGGAUUUGUAGUGUAUGGUAGGGCAAAGUAGAGUUUCAGGUAGAAAUAGGUAGAGGUCAGGGACGUCGCUACGGUUUUUCUCUGGGGGGGGGGGGAGUUUAAGCUACCUGUGGACCGAUUUUUCAAAAAAUUUUUUUUUUCGUUUUUCGCGUACAGGUACCACCUGUGGAAUUUUUUUUCGGAUCGGCUCUGGGGGGUACCCCCCCCAAACGACGUCCCUGGUAGAGGUACAAGGGUAGGAUAAGAAUAACACAGAGCUGGGGUAGAAUCUGUAAAUCUUGUUUUUUGUUGUUCAAAUAGUUAUGUGCCCCUGACUAUAAAAAAUGUAGUUUGGAGAAAGAGCACAGAAUUAUUUGAACAAACUGGUAGUAUAAGAUAGGGCACUGGUAGGACUAGGCGGGCUUGAGGUUAAAAGGGGCUAGCGUAUGGCUAGGCUGGAGUAAGGUUAGGUCUUGGUAGAGUAAGGUUAGGCUGGGGUAAAGUUAGGUUUGGGUAGGGUAUAGCAACGUUAGAAUAGAAUAGGAUAAGCAAAGGGUAAACUUUUAGUAGGACUGAACUAAGACUAUGGUAAGGUACGCAAUAGCUACUUUUAACAAUAAUUUUGUGAAAUUUUAAAAUUUUUUUGUCGUUUUUGUGUGUGCUAUCACAGUAUAUUGUCCUGUUUGUACUGUAAUGUAUGCACAGAUAAUUUACUAUUAGCCUUAUUUUAUCAAAAAUGCAUUUUUUUGAUAAAACGGCUUAAAAUUUGAUUAUUUUAGCUAAUGCUAUGUUGUUCAAAUAAUUUUGAGCUUUUUUUUCAAUGCAAAGUUUUACGGUUAAGUGGCUCAGAAUUUUUCGAACAACAAUACAUGUCAUUUUUUGUUAAACUUUUUUUUGAACUUUUAAAUUCUGCUUUUUGUCAUAGAUUUACAGAGUAAUAAAGCUUCUCUUAUAAGGUAAACGUUGCCCAAUUUCAGGGGUGAAGAUGUCGAAACGGAGGUUUGCAACACCUCGCCUUGUAAGGGACUCUGUAGUCGAAAGCGGGUCGAAGAGGCGCCCUGCACCGGUUUCCUCUCUCUUCUCAAGGGAAUAAAGUGCAAAACGUGAGUGGAAAAAUGGCAUUUUUGUGAAAGUUUUUUAUUUUUGAAAUAAAAAAAAAACUUUAAAUUUCUUUUUUUUUGAAGUUUUGAUUUUUUAAAAAUUUUUGUGAUUUUUUUGGAAUUUUUUUUGAAUUUUUUUUAAAAAUUUUUAAAUUUUUUUAAAAUUUUUUGAAAUUUUUGAAAUUUUUUGCGUUUUUUGGAUUUUUUGGAAUUGCUGAGGUUUUUUGAAUUUAAAAAAAAAAUUUUUUUAGUAUUUUUGAAACCUUUUUUUUGAAUUUUUUUUUGAAUUUUUUGAAAUUUCCGAAAUUUUUUGCAUUUUUUUGGAAUUUGUGAAAUCAUUUGAAUUUUUUUUUGAAUUUGUGCAAUUUUUCAAAAACUUUUUUAAUAUUUCGAAAUUUUUGAAGUUUUUUUUAAAUUUUUAAAAAUACUGAAUUUUUUGAAUUUUUUAUAUUUUUUCGUUUUUAAAAAUAUUUUUUUUGAAAUUUCAGUGAAAAGACGAGAAUGGAAGAGUGUAACGAGAUAUGCUGCUCUGGCUUUCAAUUAAUCGACGGGGAGUGCAAAAACUAA